Molecule: messenger RNA, 1878 nt
Organism: Gilbertella persicaria
Lineage: Eukaryota; Fungi; Mucoromycota; Mucoromycetes; Mucorales; Choanephoraceae
Product: delta-9 desaturase
Exons: 1
Coding region: 448-1836 (462 amino acids)
Biological process (GO): unsaturated fatty acid biosynthetic process
Cellular component (GO): endoplasmic reticulum membrane
Molecular function (GO): stearoyl-CoA 9-desaturase activity; iron ion binding
Source: RefSeq, a predicted model, not a curated record
UAUUUUUCAAGACACGUUUGCGUCUCGAUUUAUUUUUUUGUCGUCCAUGAUUCUUAUUGGUGCGGUCUUUAUGGCUUGAGGUUGUUACUGUCAAUGUGCUAUUUUGACAACUACUGACUGUGUAAAAAAUCAUACCAUUUUUAUGUUGCUCAACAAAAGGGGACGAAAAAAGACAAGAAUUGAAUGCAUGCUAUGAUCAGCCAUGAUCAAAUAGAAUCCGAGUGCAAUGCACAUGGCUAUUAUGAAGAAUUAAUCCAUUGAAAAAGAUAUAUAAAUGAUAUACACAUUAUUUGCAUAAAAGAAAAAAAAAUGGCUUGAUUUAUGAGCCAUCUCCCCAAAUAAGCAUUUGCGCCCCUCUUUUCCCCAGUAGCCCAACAAAUGGUUUAUCUCAUUUAUGUGUAUAUAAAAGCAGAUAAUCGUAUUGUUUUCGACAUAUAUUAAACAACAAUGAGUACUACUACAGCAACAAUAACGCUUGCUUCAAAGGAACAAGGAAAAUUUCCACCUUACGCUUAUACACCUACAGAAGACCGUCAAUUGCCCCUAGCAAAUCCAGUGCUACCUCCCUUAUUUGAUGGACCUACUACAUGGAGCAAUUUUGUUAGUCGGGUUAACUGGUUUCAAUCAAUCCUCUUAACCUCUACUCCUCUUUUGGCUAUUUACUUGGCUUCUCAAACACAUUUACAAACAAAAACCAUGUAUUGGUCUCUCCUGUAUUAUCUGAUAACAGGUCUAGGCAUCACAGCUGGCUACCAUCGUUAUUGGGCACAUCGCUCUUAUGAUUGUACACCACUCACUCGCAUUGGUUUAUGUCUGGCAGGUUCUGGUGCUUUUCAAGGUUCUAUUCAUUGGUGGUCUCGAGGCCAUCGUGCUCAUCAUCGCUGGACAGAUUCUGAUAAAGACCCUUAUGCUGCUCCUCGAGGAUUCUUCUUUUCCCAUAUUGGCUGGAUGCUCAUCAAUCGUCCUAAGAAUAGAAUUGGAUAUGCUGAUACAGCUGACUUGAAAGCAGAUCCUCUUGUGCGUUUCCAACAUCGGUACUAUCUCUACUUUGCUGUCUUUAUGGCCUUUGUCUUUCCUUGUUUAGUAGCUGGUCUUCUUUGGGGUGAUUAUAAGGGUGGUUUUGUCUAUGCUGGUCUGUGCCGUCUUGUGUUUAUUCAUCAUGCUACUUUUUGUGUUAAUAGUCUUGCUCAUUAUAUUGGCGAAAAUCCUUUUGAUGACUACCAUACACCCAAAGAUUCUUGGAUUACUGCUAUUGUGACAUGCGGUGAAGGAUAUCAUAAUUUCCAUCAUGAAUUUCCCCAAGACUAUCGUAAUGCUAUCCUCUGGCAUCAAUAUGACCCUACCAAAUGGCUUAUCAAAGGCUUGAGCUUCUUUGGCCUCACAUAUAAUCUCAAGACGUUUUCAUCCAACGAAAUCGAAAAGGGCAAAGUUCAAAUGAUGGAAAAGAAAGUGGAUCAAAUCAAGAAAACGCUUACGUAUGGUAAAUUAUUACAUGAACUCCCAGUGUAUACCAUGGAAGAAUUCCAGGCUCGUGUUAAUCAGGAAAACAAGAAAUGGAUCUUGUUGGAUGGUAUGAUUUAUGAUGUGGAGCAUUUUGAUCAUCCCGGUGGUGCCAAGUAUCUUUUUGCUGGUAUAGGUAAAGACAUGACAAAAUCCUUUAAUGGUGGUAUAUAUAAUCAUUCCAAUGGAGCUCGAAAUUUGCUUUCUAGUAUGCGUGUGGGUGUUAUCAAAGAUGCCAUUGAUUUGAGCAAGGUGUAUUCUAGAACAGACGCCUGUGCCGAGAAAGCUGCUGAAUAUGACGGUUCUUUAGAGCCUGAAAAGAGAAAAACCAUGUAAAACAUUCUGAUUAAUCAUUGUAAAAUAAACUUCUUAUCAAAC